AUGUGGCUUUACAAGGCAUUGCUUUGUUGCGCUUUGGUCGAUGGCUUUGAAGUGCUGGAUGUCGGCGCACCGCGCUCCGGGACACAGACCUUGGCGAACGCGCUGAAGCUGUUGGGUUACAAGGCCCUUCAUUCUGGAAUGAUGCGCGAGAAGCGUCAACCUUGGUGCGACUACAUUUACCAUAAAGGCAACUUGGAGCCCGCGCUGGCCAGCCUUGAAGGCUACGACGCGGCCAUGGACGAGCCAUUUCAUUUGGUCUACCGGGAGAUCAUGGCAGCCUUCCCAGAGGCCAAGUUCAUCUACACCAUCCGAGACCCUGAGAGCUGGUUCGCCUCCUAUGACAAGCUCAUGGCAGAAAUGAUCGCAGCCGAUCAGACUGGAAAAAGGACUUUGUUGCGCGGCUUCCGGAAAAUGCAUCUCCAUGUGCCUGAUGAGCUGCGCUGGGCCAUGAAUUUGGAUAUUUGGAGUUCUCCUUGCACCUCCUGCAACAACUGGGGCUGUCGCUUUGGGCAAGCGGAUUCACACGACGCGAAGGCGGAAUGCCUCGCGAACUACGAGAAGCACUUCCAGACCCUGAAGCAGGUGAUCCCAAAGGAUCGAUUGUUGGUCUUCAACAUGACGGAUGGCUGGGCUCCCUUGUGCAAGUUCUUGCAGAAGCCCAUUCCUCCUUUGCCUUUCCCGCAUGACGAUGGGGUGGGCGAGUGGUACGACGAGCACUUCAACGACAACGGCACCUCGCUGGUGCAGUCCGCCGCCGCGCGGCGGCCCGCGCGGCGCUCCGCACACGCGGAUGCUGAGCGGAGCGAGCUGGCUGAGCUGUGA
This is a messenger RNA of Durusdinium trenchii, 822 nucleotides long. The record is from the annotation of a GenBank genome assembly. NCBI's taxonomy places the organism in Eukaryota, Dinophyceae, Suessiales, Symbiodiniaceae.